AUGAUAGACAACGUCAUCAUCCAACAUGAUUUCCGGUACGUGAUACAAGAUGUGCAAAGGGGCGUGGUAGAAAAUGAAAGGUUCUGGGUCUAUAUUAAUGACGAGCGAACCGAGUUUGAGUGUGUUGGCAAGGAGAUUGUCUCCUUAGGACCAUGGAAGUUCGAGGAAAAGAAUGGCGACAUUGUGCUGAAAAAUGGUUCUAAAAGCAUCACAGUGAAACAACCGUCGUCGAUCAUGAAUGCUGAUUAUGAAGUCAGCUGCCUGGCCGCCACAGACGAUGGCAAACUUGCUCUAGGCGGUACACAAGGACAACUCAAGUUUAUAAAUUCCGAUGGCAAGUGUGUCGAGGCGCACGACGCCCACUAUUCAGAUAUUUUACAAAUACAGUACUUUCCAAGCAAGCAGGUGGCGAUGACAAUGGGCCUUGAUUACAGCAUCAAAAUCUGGUCUGUGCUGGACGGAAGCAACCCAAGAACGAUGCGCAAGCAUACUUCAACGCUCACAGCCCUCGCUGCGAUAGGGCGCGGAAGAAAUAUUGUCUCUGGAGCGCGGGAUGGUGCAGUUUACAUAUGGGAGUGUGCCAGUGGAAAAGCAGUUUGGGAGUUUCGGCGAGUGAAGAAUUUGGCAGAUCCUGUGGUAGGACUCACUGUGAUAGACACUGGGUGCCCCAGGAAUGAAGUUCAACAGGUAUCUGACUCUAUUUUUUACGAGACAGAAAACAAGACGUUGCUAGUUGCCCACGAAAGCGGCGUGGUGGCAACGUACGAUUUGGAAACGCGCUGUUCUCUUGGUGAGUUUUCAGCGGGGGACAGAAUGUCUGCGUUUGCUGCCAAUAAGGAGCUUUUGGUGACGGGCCAUUCUGACGGCACGAUAAGGUGUUUUCGAGGAUCCGAAAAGGCAUGGGAACUGCAGGGCGACGAGGAAGUUCGCAAGAUACAGAUAUCGGACAACAAAAUCUUCUGCUUGCAGAGACAGGUGGCCAUCGUCGAUUAUGAUGGAAAAGUUGAAUCUAUAUUCAGCGACUAUUACGGGCUAAACGAUUUCUGCGCAAUUCCUGGUAGCUUGUAUGUCGCCUGCAAGAGCAAGAGCGUAAAAGAGAUCAGUUUGUGA
Ogataea haglerorum is the source of this 1110-nucleotide messenger RNA. RefSeq lists its product as uncharacterized. The transcript has a single exon. Gene Ontology annotation, molecular function: protein binding. The record is from RefSeq and is a predicted model, not a curated record. Bases 1 to 1110 code for a protein of 369 amino acids. Lineage: Eukaryota; Fungi; Ascomycota; Pichiomycetes; Pichiales; Pichiaceae.